AUGGCUCCCGGCGUGGAGCUGGGCUUCGCGGCGGCGCCGGAGGGCCCGGGCGGUGCCUGGCGGCUGCGCAGCGCCUACUUCCCCAGCAAGGUCGGGGGGAGGCCGGCGUGGCUGGGCGAGGCCGGGCUGCCGGGCCCCGCCGCUCUGCGCUGCGGCCGCUGCCAGCAGCCCUGCGCCUUCCUGCUGCAGCUGUACGCGCCGCUGCCCGGCCGCCCCGACGCCUUCCACCGCACCCUCUUCGUGUUCGCCUGCCGCAGCCCCGCCUGCUACCGCCCGGCGGGACCGGGCGGGCCCUUCCGCGUGUUCCGGAACCAGCUGCCGCGGCGGAACGACGCGUACCCCGAGGAGCCGCCCCCCGAGGAGCCGCCCCCGGGCCCGGCCCCCGCGGCCCCGCGGCGGCUGGGCAGCGGCGCCGCGCUCUGCCGCGUCUGCGGCUGCCUCGGGCCGCGCUGCUGCGGGCGCUGCCGCCGCGCCGCCUACUGCGGGCCCGAGCACCAGGCGCUGGACUGGCGGAGCGGGCACCGCCGCUCCUGCGGGCAGCACGCCGCCGGAGACGACUCGGCAGAUGCAAUUCCAGAGCAUAACGAGUUCCUUUUUCCAGAAUAUGAAAUUUUGAUAGAACCUGAGGAACCAGAAUUUCCUGCUGACACCACUGAUGAUGAACAAGGUGCUGAAGAUACAUCAAAGGACGCAAAACAAGAGGAACUUGGAGCUGCAGGCAUUGCAGAUGAAGCAAGAUUUCAGUCCUUAGAUGAAGAGACAUUGGAAGCAAUGGCAAAACAUGAGACUGAAGAAGAAAAGAUCUUCCGAAUGUUUAAAAAACAAGUAGCUGCUGAACCAGAGCAGAUUAUUAGAUACUGCAGAGGAGGAGAAGGUCCACUCUGGGUGUCAGGUGAAAACAGGCCUGAAGAAAAAGAUAUCCCAAAUUGUGUAUGUGGUGCCAAAAGGAUAUUUGAAUUCCAGAUUAUGCCACAGCUCCUGAAUCACCUUCAGGUUGACAGCCUUGGCGAGAGCAUUGACUGGGGAACGCUGGUGGUGUACACUUGCGCUGACAGCUGCGGAGGGGCAAACCAAUACCUGGAAGAGUUCAUAUGGAAACAAGACCACUCCAUGGCUCAACUUUAUGAAGCUGAGUCAUCCAAACAGAAUACUUGAUUUGUUUCACUGCAUCUCUGCACUAUGCAAACACGUAGUUGAACUGAAGUCACUGAAAACCAUGCAUCUUCUAACAGUAAUAAAACUGCUUUAGCUAGA
Messenger RNA from Pseudopodoces humilis (Tibetan ground-tit), 1254 nucleotides. It is a transcript of the gene PDCD2, whose product is annotated as programmed cell death 2. The record is from RefSeq and is a predicted model, not a curated record. NCBI's taxonomy places the organism in Eukaryota, Metazoa, Chordata, Aves, Passeriformes, Paridae. Gene Ontology annotation, cellular component: nucleus; cytoplasm.